UCCAGACGGACACAGCCGACCCCCCUCCCUCCCCACUCUCGCCUUUGGGCAGCAUCAGCGACAUGCUCGCCUAGGCGCAACGUCCUUAAGCCGCUGUGGCUUGUCUAGUUUGUAUCUUUGGUCCAAUUGUCCACGGCCGGGGUUCGUUUUCGCCGCAAGCCAUGGCAUCGGCCAACGUUACGCUGGAGAAUCAGCUGCAUAGCGCCCAGAAGAACCUGUUGUUCCUCCAGCAGGACCACGCCAACACUUUGAAGGGGCUGCACGCGGAGGUCCGACGAUUACAGCAGCAAUGCACAGACCUGACAUAUGAGCUCACUGUGCGAAGCUCCGAUCCUUCAGACAGCGGUGAGGUGCGAUGCCGAGAGCUGCAAAGGAGGUGCGAGGAGCUGGAGGCAGAGCUGAAGAAGAAGGAGGAGGAGAACACAGAGCUGCUGAGGGACUUGGAGCAGAAGAACGCCAUGAUCUUCGUGCUGGAAAACACCAUCAAGGAGCGGGAGAAGAAGUACCUGGAUGAGCUGAAGAUGAAGAGCCACAAGCUGGCCGUUCUGUCCGGAGAGUUGGAGCAGCGAGCCAGCACCAUCGCUUACCUCACGUCACAGCUUCACGCCACCAAGAAGAAACUUCUGGCGGGCAGCUCCUCGGAGGCUAGCCCCAACGUCAGCCCCGUCACCUUCAAGCCCACACCUCCGCCGCCCAAAGACAGACAACCUGAAACCCCACGCCGCCGUAUGAGGAAGAGCCUCUCCCAGCCGCUUCACCCCGAGCUGACCGAGGUGUACCGGCUCGGCGCGGACGGCAAGCGGUUGCUCCUGCGUGAUACGGUGGACGCAAUGCCCGACCCGACGCCCUUCCUGCAGGCGGGGAGAGAGUCUACGGAUCUGCAGGUGGUUCGAGAACGACCCGCCGUCAUACCGCCUAUUGCCUCGGAACGCCCGCCCGUCACUGCCUCGGGGGCCACGGCCAGUCCCCGUCACAGCCCGGCUCGAGACCGCCAGUACAGGGCUCACGUGGGGGUGGCUCACCGCAUCCCCCAUGAGACCCCUCCCUUGGCCCCGCCCCAGGCAGAGUUGGAGACUCUGGCAGUGGAUCAGGUGAAAGAAGAAAGGGUUGUGCGGAAGCGUACUGGGGCUGACAGGACAGUUUAAAGCCGUCGUCACACACGCACACCAAUGCACAUGCUCACACACUUACACGACUCACAAAAUGUUGCAGGCAAUCGGCUUUAUCGUUCCUGAAAUGGACUACAGUGAACCAGCUCAAAUUUACGGGACGGCGUUCACCAAAAACACCUCCUUGCAUUUGCUGAAACUUUCUAAUUCACUGUUUUGAGGAUCAGUCCAAAGUCACAUCUUUUAUGAAAGUACUGCUUUGAUGCCAUCCCGUGGUAUCCCAAUCAACUAUUUUGAAUUGAGCGGAAGAACUUUAAUUUAGUAAGGGCACAAUAAUUUGCAGCCUUCUUGUUGGCAAUUUUAGGAAAUUGCAAACCCCUAGGAUGGUGUCACUGUAUACUGAAUUUGACCUUUAAAAUUUUGGAUGUCCCACUUAUGGAAUGUUUCUUUUUUCAUAACUUGCUGCUCUCUGACACAAGCAAAAAUCACAAGAGCUAUUUUUUUCUUCUUCAACAACGUCCACUUUUAUGCCUCUCGGUGACUCUUCCAGUCUCUCUUUAUCUCAGCUGCAGCCUGUUGAUGGAACUGACACUCUAAGCUCAGUGGCCACUUCCCUCUGAGGACAUCUGUUUGAAGUCUGACAAUAGCAAGCAAUGGUCGAUGUCAUCUGGAUCUUGGGCCUGUUUAAAUGCAGAUUCUCUCAAAACAGGAAGCUGCUCGAUGGUAUCAAUUUUGCUAUUUACGUCCUUGUCAGAGAACAGCAAGUUGUGCUGAAAAGUACUGACACAUUGUUGAUUGUGUAUUCAAAACUUCACUAAAUGUGACAGUCCAUUUUAGGUUCAUCCUGAAGUUUUACCCAAAAGCCCGAUAUGCCAAAAUUUUGUGAGCAGUGUAUCGCCGUGUAAAGAUACACAAGAGGGAGCGAGGAGCCCAAGCACUGUGUAGCCUGCUUUAUACGCAAAACACUGUAACGUAAAAUGAAAAUGACGCCAUGGAUCAACGGGCGUUUCUUCAUGCACAAUUGAAAAGGACAACUGUACCGCAAAGCAUGCCAAAUGUUUCUUCUUUACAACCCAACGAGUGUUGAAUGACAACGCAUCAUUCUGUUCUAUGGUGCAAUCAACACAUCCUCAGCCAAAUAUCUGCAUCAGUGCCUGCUUGGUGCAAACAACUCGCACACUGCAUAGUGUAGUUAUGGCGACCAAUUGUCUCCGGAUGUCACGACAAACUGUCUACAGCCGCUAAGGACAACAGCAAUGAUUUAGCUAAUGCUCUCCGAAUGACUUUCACACGCUUGCAAUGUCAGUAUAAUUCCAUUACUGUAGGUUGCAUACUCAAGGUGAAGCGGUAAUGGCACAUGCAUAUAUGCUUCAAUUCCAUGCGAGCUAAAAGUCGUGUCUUUUGGGGAAAAAGAUGGAAACAUCUGCAUUAUCUGUGUUAUUUGUGAUACAAGGGCAUUUGGAAAAGUACUGCUGUAAUAGGAUUUUGUGAUAUAAUUAUACUUUGUAAAGGCUGUACAUUUGUAAGCAAUUCCUGUUUUUUUUAAAUUCUGUGUUUAUUAGAGAAUACAACAACACCUCAAAUGGUAAUGUCACUUUAUAUCCUGCUUUUCACAUAACACUUAUCCUUGAAUAAUAAUAUAAAUCCACACAAUAAAGCUUUUUUUGCCGAUUGCCUA
Molecule: messenger RNA, 2787 nt
Organism: Syngnathus acus (greater pipefish)
Lineage: Eukaryota; Metazoa; Chordata; Actinopteri; Syngnathiformes; Syngnathidae
Gene: ccdc92
Product: coiled-coil domain containing 92
Exons: 4
Coding region: 162-1145 (327 amino acids)
Source: RefSeq, a predicted model, not a curated record